Messenger RNA from Cynocephalus volans (Philippine flying lemur), 4361 nucleotides. It is a transcript of the gene CAMK2D, whose product is annotated as calcium/calmodulin dependent protein kinase II delta. The coding region runs from base 692 to 2227 and encodes 511 amino acids. The record is from RefSeq and is a predicted model, not a curated record. NCBI's taxonomy places the organism in Eukaryota, Metazoa, Chordata, Mammalia, Dermoptera, Cynocephalidae. Gene Ontology annotation, molecular function: ATP binding; calmodulin binding; calcium/calmodulin-dependent protein kinase activity. Gene Ontology annotation, biological process: protein phosphorylation. The transcript has 20 exons.
GUAGACGGGGCUUCGCUGGAGCCGAGCGAUCUUUCUCUCGCUGCGUCGUCUGGAAGUCGCGCGGGCUCGAGGGGAGCCCGAGGCCGCCGAGGUGCCCGGCCCCGCCAGCACCGGUGCUGUCCGCUGGGGGGAGGCCAGCCCCGGGCGCGCACGCUCGGCUGAGCCCCGGCGCGCCCCGCGCCCGCUGACAGCUGCAGCCGGGCUCCAGCCGUCCGCUCCGAGCUAGGCGGCCUCUGCCCCUCUGCACUCUGCCUCCGCCCCCUCGGACUCCCUCCUCUCCGCCUCUACCCCUCCUGCCCCUGGUGCGGAUCGUUUCGCAACUGCUCGUCUCUCGCCCCGUGCCCGGCUGAUUUUCCAUUUCCCGGCCCCCUCUUCUUAAGUACUUUGCACCCCGCUUUUGGGGAGAGGGACUGAAGAGGGAGCGGGGGGAGCGUCCAGAAGAGAAGGAAGCGAGGCCCGCAGGAGGAGGCGUCUCGGCGGACCGUGGGGAGGAGACCCCACGCCACCCUUUCUGGUCAUCUUGCCUCCUGCCCCGCCCCUGCUCACACUCCCUCGCGGGCGAGCUACUUUCGGACGAGGAAAGUGAGGGCGGCCCUGGGUGACAGCGCCGCGGGGCCAGUCCCGGGGAAGCCGCGCGUUUGCUCGCGUCUCGUCCGUCGCGCUCCCAGCUAGGGCACAGUCCGGACCAAGGAUGGCUUCGACCACAACCUGCACCAGGUUCACGGACGAGUAUCAGCUUUUCGAGGAGCUUGGAAAGGGGGCAUUCUCAGUGGUGAGAAGAUGUAUGAAAAUCCCUACUGGACAAGAAUAUGCUGCCAAAAUUAUCAACACCAAAAAGCUUUCUGCUAGGGAUCAUCAGAAACUGGAAAGGGAAGCUAGAAUCUGCCGUCUCUUGAAGCACCCCAAUAUUGUGCGACUUCAUGACAGCAUAUCGGAAGAGAGCUUCCAUUACUUGGUGUUUGAUUUAGUUACUGGAGGUGAACUGUUUGAAGACAUAGUGGCAAGAGAAUAUUACAGCGAAGCCGAUGCCAGUCAUUGUAUACAGCAGAUUCUAGAAAGUGUAAAUCAUUGUCACCUAAAUGGCAUAGUUCACAGGGACCUGAAGCCUGAGAAUUUACUUUUAGCUAGCAAAUCCAAGGGAGCAGCUGUGAAACUGGCAGACUUUGGCUUAGCCAUAGAAGUUCAAGGAGACCAACAGGCAUGGUUUGGUUUUGCUGGCACACCUGGAUAUCUUUCUCCAGAAGUUUUACGUAAAGAUCCUUAUGGAAAGCCAGUGGAUAUGUGGGCAUGUGGUGUCAUUCUCUAUAUUCUACUGGUGGGGUAUCCACCCUUCUGGGAUGAAGACCAACACAGACUCUAUCAGCAGAUCAAGGCUGGAGCUUAUGAUUUUCCAUCACCAGAGUGGGACACAGUGACUCCUGAAGCCAAAGACCUCAUCAAUAAAAUGCUUACUAUCAACCCUGCCAAGCGUAUCACAGCGUCAGAGGCACUGAAACACCCAUGGAUCUGUCAACGUUCCACUGUUGCUUCUAUGAUGCACAGACAGGAGACUGUAGACUGCUUGAAGAAAUUUAAUGCUAGAAGAAAACUAAAGGGUGCCAUCUUGACAACUAUGCUGGCUACGAGGAAUUUUUCAGCAGCGAAGAGUUUGUUAAAGAAACCAGAUGGAGUAAAGAUAAACAACAAAGCCAACGUGGUAACCAGCCCCAAAGAAAAUAUUCCUACCCCGGCGCUGGAGCCCCAAACUACUGUAAUCCACAACCCUGAUGGAAACAAGGAGUCAACUGAGAGCUCAAAUACAACAAUAGAGGAUGAAGAUGUGAAAGCGAGAAAGCAAGAGAUUAUCAAAGUCACUGAACAAUUAAUCGAAGCUAUCAACAAUGGGGACUUUGAAGCUUACACAAAAAUCUGUGACCCAGGCCUUACUGCUUUUGAACCUGAAGCUCUGGGUAAUUUAGUGGAAGGGAUGGACUUUCACCGAUUCUACUUUGAAAAUGCUUUAAAAAGCAAUAAACCAAUCCACACCAUCAUCUUGAACCCUCAUGUACAUCUGGUAGGGGACGAUGCUGCCUGCAUAGCGUACAUUAGGCUCACACAGUACAUGGAUGGCAGUGGAAUGCCAAAGACAAUGCAGUCAGAGGAGACCCGUGUGUGGCACCGCCGGGAUGGAAAGUGGCAGAAUGUUCAUUUUCAUCGCUCUGGGUCACCAACAGUACCCAUCAAGUAAAUAUUUCCAGGCUGUCAACUUCUUUGUUAAUAUACCCAUGCUAACUAUCGACAGUGCCACUUCUGCAUCCUCUGUUUUCAAGGCACCUGGAUGGUAACCCUGGGCCGUCCUCUCCUCCUCUUCAUGCAUGUUUCUGAGUGCAUGAAGUUGUGAAGGUCCUACAUGUAAUGCAUAUGUGAUGCAUCAUCUUAUCAUAUAUUCCUUCCUAUAUACAUUGUUUACACUUCAACUACAGGGAUGUUCCAUGCAAACUUCAAUUGUUGUUGGCAAACAAUAGGGGGCGGUCAGACAAAAAAAAUUCCACAAUAAUCCAAGUACAACCUAUACAUCUGUUUAUGCCAAGAUUUAACAGACUUAAAAAUUAUUGCUCUCUGGAUGAUGGUUUGUAAGAGAAAUGUAAAUUUUUUAGAACUCUUUGCUGUCAAUCUGUUUUGGCUUUUUUUUUUUUUUUUUUUUUUUUUUUUCCUUAAACAAAAAAGUAUACCUUCAGUUUCCUUGUGUAAUCCUGGUUGAAAUGAAUGUUUUCAUGGAAAGCUUUGUUGUUUAAAAAUUGAAGUUGGUUGAUAUGUGGGCAAAAUCACUUACGAACGUAAAAGCAAGAACAGUUCUUUUGCUACCAUCUAAAGCCAUGUUGUUUUUGGUCAAACUGUGUCAACUGGAAAAAGUCACAUUAUUAUUUAUGAGUUUUAUUGCUUUAGGAUAUACUCACAUUGUUCUGGUGAAUUUGCUGAAUUGGAUUUUUUUUUUUUCCUUUCUCAAAUCUAUGCUCUGUUUUCUUCAUUUUAUCCUAUUUCUUGUUCCUUUUGUUUACUUUUUAAAAAUUUUUCUUUUGUCUUCAUUCUUUUCUUUUUUAUUUCCUUUUUUAUUUUUGGCUGGUAGUAAGAAAAGAAUAAAAGUGAAAUUUGCCUGGUGAAGGUAAAAUAAAAAUCAAGGCCUUUUGGAGGUAGCUAAACUAGCACUUUUGAUCAUCUUCAGGGCCCACAAAAAUGUUGUCAAGAUUUUAAAGAUUAUUUCUUCUUAGGUUCUAGUUUGGACUUAGGUAUCCUACUAUGUUGGAGGUAUUAGCUUUGUUUAAGCCUAGGAUAAAAGCAAGUAAGUUCCUACUGUAACUGCAAUGUGUCUUACUGAUUGGGGCAACUGCAAGGAGAAUACCAAGUUCAUUGCUGAUCAGUUUUCUGCAAAUGCACUCAUUUCCACCUUGUGGAAUGCUGGGGCCCCUCCUACAUCAUUUCUAGUUAGUUUUCUAUAGUUAGAGAUGCUUACGAAUGUUUUCCAUUCUCAUAAGUGUUUUGAACUUGAUCUUUGUGACUCGUGCUUUUUUAGCUUCUCUCUUGAGUGAGAGUAUCAUUAUCUUCCUCUAAGAGUUAGGAUUUUCCAGUUUAAGACAAAAAGAAAAGGGAAAUGUCCUGGGUUUUCUUUGUGCUUCUCAUUUUUUUGUUGAUUCAAUUCCUUUGGCUUUCUUCUUCCCUGAAAUGCUUUCUAGUGCAUGGAAUCUCCAUCAACAUUAUUUUGACGAUAGUGAUUCACAAUCCUCCGAAGCCUAAUUUUAAAGCAAAAGCAAAAAACCAAAACCAAAACAACUAAAAACAACCCUCUCUCUUUUCUCUCAUUUCACCUUUCUGUGUUGAUUACUAAUCACCUUAGCUAUUGUUGCUAGUGAAUGUAUGGUAGAUGGGUUGAAGCUUUUCUGAUAAUUAUUACACGAUUUAAAACAAUAUAUAUUUAAAAUAAAUAUAUACAGUAAAUGUAUUGAGCCAUGUUAACCUGCCAAUGAGAUCUGUGAAAAAGUAAUGGCCUCAUUUUUCCCUUUUUAGUUUCUUUUACCUUUUUGUGAAGCAGCUAUAUGUGGCAUACAUGUAUUUUUAAAAAAUAGGUAUAGAGUGUUUUUGUUUUUACACUUUUAACUUAGCAUGUGGUGUUGAAGUAUUACCAUAGAUCAAGUUCGUCUUCCGCACUAAGAUGUGAGGAAAUUGUGAUUUGUUCUCUCCACCACAAUUGAAUUACACACUUAUUAUCUUCUAUCAUUUUGAAACACUGCAGUUUACCAUGGGACACUGUAUAUAUUUCUUGCCAUAAUGGUAAAUGAUUGAUUGAUAUAUUUAAGAGUUAAUAAAUUUGUGAUUUCUGCUGACAA